Coffea arabica (coffee) is the source of this 1581-nucleotide messenger RNA. The record is from RefSeq and is a predicted model, not a curated record. Lineage: Eukaryota; Viridiplantae; Streptophyta; Magnoliopsida; Gentianales; Rubiaceae.
GGAGUGGAAGAGUGACAGUGGUUACCCAUCCUUCUUGCUACUAAUUCUUAUCCGUCAAACUGAUGGUCCAAAAAGAUAAUCCCACCUACAAAUAUACUACAGAGGCUUCCUUCCUAGUAUUUAUAGUAAUUUCCAUUCCGCUGGCUCUGGCUCUGGCUCUGGUAAACAACCACACUCGGGCUCAUUAUUGCAUGCGAGUGCUAUAUAUAUAUAUAUAUAUUUGGCGUUGGAUUGGAGGGUCUCUGAGCUGAGAAAGGAGCACAGAGAGGUUAGCUAUUGAUGAGUAACACCAUUCAUAGCAGACGACUAAUUGGUGGUCGUCAUACGAUGAUUAUGAUGUUGAUGUUGUGGCUAUGGACUUGGAGGCUGAUCAUGAGUCUCAGCAGCAGCGGCGGCUGCGGCUUCCCUCAUGUGGCCGCGGCCGCGGCCGUGCCAGUGCCUCUGGCAUCAUCAGCAGCAGCAGAAGGUGAGGACGAGGACGAGGCGGAGGCUGAUCCCCCAAUUCCCAGGCCCUGGCCCCACCAAUUCCACUCCAUCCUCUUUGUCAACUUCACUGGAUCCCUCAGCCUCAUCGACCUCUGGUACGACUGGCCCAACGGCCGCAACUUCAACAUCAUCCGCGACCAGCUCCAGGACAGUGACUCCAUCCUCUAUGACCUCGAGUGGAACAAUGGCACCUCCUUCUUCUACACCCUCCCUGACCACCACCACCCAUCCUCCACCCCACCCUCGUGCCGCUCUGCUCAGCUCGACGUUGGGAUUCUCCGCCCCAACUGGCUCGACGGCGCCUCCUAUCUGGGCCAACGCCACGUCGACGGCUUCCUCUGCAAUGUUUGGGAGAAGCUGGACUUCAUCUGGUACUACGAGGACGUUGUCACUAAAAGGCCCGUUCACUGGCUCUUCUAUACUGGAACCCUGCCAAAUAGAACCACCAGCAAAUUGGACAGCAUCAUGCUACCAGUUAGCAGAUUUACAACACAUGCUAUUCUUACACAGCUUUGCUUUGAAAGACAGAGUACUACUCAAUUGCUCCUCUGUUUGAUAUGUAUACAGAAACAUAUUUACCAUCCCCUAUGUAAUAUAUUAGGUCCUCUCCCUCUUCCCCCCUCAUUUUUUGAGCUACUAUUAACUGAAGUGCUGUAAGGGGCUAUGAGGUUAGCAACCAUCAGACCAAGUGAUUGGUUUUAUGUUCUUUCUUGUGUAUUGUGUCUGCCAUUGAUUAAGUCUACCUGCAUGCUUCAUUUCUAACGUUGUACUUUUGCUUAGUUCUUUCAGUUUCAAGUGCAGGACUCCUCCUCCUAUUUUGCUCCUCGCAUUAAUAACCUUUCUUAGAUUUAGAGUAGCAUUGUGGCUAAAGCUCUGAGUACUGUGAACAACCUCUACAAUAGCACUGUACUUGAAGCUAUUUCAAUUUUUUGUGUCUUUGUAUGUAAAAUAUCUCUUCCCAGAACAGUUGAUUUCUACAAUUACAGUGACUCGUGUAAGAUUUCAAGAAAUACGUCUUUUAACUUCUGUUGAUCUAGAGCUCUGUUUUGGUUCUUUCUUUCUUUCUUGCAACAAGUUCUGGUAAACCGUUAGUUC